AAAAAUUGAAUAAAAAAUGUUCACCUGGGAACAAAAUUGUUCUCUGUCCGCAAAACAAAAUUAAUAGUAACCCAGCCGCUAAAAGAGGACCUUCGCUCGCUCAAUUCAAUGGUGAUGGAUGACGUUAGUUUCUCUUCUUUGGAUGAAGGGAAGUCUUCCCUUUUCCUUUUCAUGCCUUUCUUUCAGUUUCUUUUUUCUUUUAUCAAAAUUCCAGUGAAACUAACUCCAUUGUUAAAGAACAUUUCAAGCAAGAGAAAUGAAUUCGAAAAACCCAGAAUUAAUUUUUGGAGUUUCGGACUGAGAUUCAAGGAUGGAAUAAUGAAAUUGAUUUCAAAGCACAUAUAGUCUUGUGAGAUUACGGUUCGAAAGAAUUCAGAGAUAUAUAUGAGAAAGGUGAAAUAGGAGGAGAUAUGUGGGGCUCAACGCCAACAAUGAAUCUUCCGAUAGGGAAAGAGAGAAAUAAGUUGGUAGCUGUGGCCAUUGACAAAGAUAGAGGAAGCCAGAUGGCUCUGAAAUGGGCUCUUGACAAUCUUGUUGCCAAAAACCAGACCAUACUCUUGCUUCAUGUGAAUCUUACCCAAAGUAGUAAUCUUUGUCUGACAAUGUGCAUGUGCUAAUUAUUUCCCAAUCAAUUAGCAUCAUUGGUUUAGGAUAAUAGUAAUUUGACAAAUUCACGAGUUGUCAAAAAUCAACACGUAUAAAUUUCAUUAAGAAAUAAUUUUCAAAACCAAUUCUUUAAUGGCUAAACCAUUCUUAGCUAAGGCCAAUUUUCACAUUUGUUUUUAUAUAAAUGCAAAAAACUUAGAUGUAGAGUUUUGUCUAUACUGAUAAUGUAUAUAACUAUGCUAUUGAUGCAGGACCAAAUCAGGAUUCUGAUAUUUGUGAUGAGAAUGGAUUGACACUUCGAGAAAUGGAUCCACAAUCAAAAGACCUAUUUCUCCCUUUCCGUGUCUAUUGCACACGCAAAGAUGUACGAUGUCACGAAGUCUUGUUAGAAGAUCUAGACCCUGCUAGAGCAAUUAUUGAAUAUACAAAUCGAGUUGGGGUUGAGAUAUUAAUUCUUGGUGCUGCUGCUAAAGGUGGUCUUCUAAGAUUUAAAAUGAAAGAUAUCCCUGGAAAUGUGCUAAAAGGGGUACCUGAUUUCUGUACUGUGUAUGUUAUCUCCAAAAAUGGAAAGAUAUCAUCUACCCGGUCUGCUUCUCGUUCAGUGCCAUUCACCCAUCCACUACGUCACCAAUUGGCUACCACAAAACCAAAUGCAGCAGAGACGCUGUUUCCAUCAAAGACUGUUGAUUUUUCUGGAGAUUCAAGCUUUACAUCUGAGUUAUCUUCUGCCAGUUCACAGAAUGAUAUAAAGUCUCCAUUCACUCGCAGGAGAGCAGGAAAUGGGAAGCCAUAUGAACACUCAAGGCCAACUAGUGACAUAUCCUUUGUGAGUUCUGGUAGAGCAAGUAUUGAUAGCUGUUUCCCUUCGUACAAUGACAGCUUUGAGGAUGGUCCAACCCCACCCCGGCUUUCGGGCUUCUCAGAAUUUGAAACUAGCAGUUUUGAAUCCUCCAACUUUGGCCGGAGAUCAAUGGACUUGUCAUCACCUUCUGAGUUAUCUUUUGUGUCAAUGGACAGUGAUCGAAUGUCUAUGUCGGGAAUGGAUGAUGUUGAAGCAGAAAUGAGAAGGCUGAAACAAGAGCUUAAGCAAACAAUGGAAAUGUAUAGUACGGCAUGCAAGGAAGCACUGAGUGCAAGACAGAAGGCAAUGGAGCUCCAACGCUGGAAAAUGGAUGAACAAAAAAGAUUAGAAGAGGCACGAUUAGCUGAGGAAGCUGCAUUGGCUCUUGCAGAAAAAGAGAAGGCCAAAUCAAAGGUGGCCAUAGAACGUGCUGAAGCAGUUCAAAGGUUAGCUGAAUUAGAAGCUCAUAAGAGAAUUAGUGCAGAAAUGAAAGCACUGAGCGAAGGAGAUGAGAGCAACUCAGCGAUGGGCCAAAUUUCACAAUCGCGUUGCAGAUACAGGCGGUACACAAUCGAAGAGAUUGAAGCAGCAACUGACUGCUUCUCAAAAUCUCUCAUAAUUGGAGAAGGUGGGUAUGGGCCAGUAUAUAAAUGCUAUAUUGACCACACAUCUGUUGCAGUUAAGGCCCUUCGCUCUGAAGCAGCUCAUGGAAGACAGCAGUUUCAGCAAGAGGUUGAAGUGCUGAGCUGCAUAAGGCAUCCUAAUAUGGUUCUUCUUCUAGGAGCAUGUCCUGAAUACGGUUGCUUGGUAUACGAAUACAUGUCAAACGGAAGCUUAGAGGACCGCCUAUUUCAAACCGGAGGAACCCCACCACUUUCCUGGCAACUGAGAUUUCGGAUCGCAGCCGAAAUUGGGACCGGGCUAUUGUUUCUGCACCAGACCAAACCAGAGCCGAUAGUCCACCGCGAUCUAAAGCCAGGCAACAUACUGCUAGACCGCAAUUUCGUGAGCAAGAUCAGUGAUGUUGGCUUGGCUAGAUUGGUCCCUCCUUCCGUAGCCGACACAGUUACCCAGUAUCGAAUGACAUCCACUGCCGGAACUUUCUGUUACAUUGACCCGGAGUAUCAGCAAACUGGCAUGCUUGGAAUAAAGUCCGAUGUGUAUUCCCUGGGGAUCAUAUUUCUGCAGAUACUGACGGCAAAACCCCCGAUGGGUUUGACUCACCUGGUUGAAAGGGCGAUUGAGAUGGGCACCUUUACUGAAAUGCUUGAUUCUGCUGUGCCGGAUUGGCCUGUUGAGGAGGCUUUGAGACUUGCCAAGUUAUCUUUAAAAUGUGCUGAGCUUAGAAGGAAAGAUAGGCCAGAUCUGGGGCAGGUAGUGAUGCCUGAACUUGAGAGAUUGAGAGAACUUGCUGAUGAAAGCAUCCCUCCAUCCUCCUUUUAUUAUCCUGGUCGUUCACCAAACCACAGCCAAGUUUCUAUGUCUCAAGAAAAUCUGAGCUGCCCUACGACUGGUAAUUCUGGAUGUGAUAGCUACAGGAGUUCAUCAAGCAGUGGGUUGUAGUAGGUUGGAAGCAAAGCCAAAAAGCAGUUUUAAUUUGAAAUUGUGAAUGAUUGUAUCAUUAUUUCGUUGGAUUUGAACUCAUUUAUCCUAUUAUGUUUAGUUUUAGAGGUAUAAUUAAGCAUCAUCUUUCAUCUGUAUAUAGAAGGUGCUUAGGUUCGAAAUGUAAAUACUUUGAAGUGAUGUUUUAUUUAGUCAGUGUUGGGACUUGUCACGACCCUAGCAAUCAACCCAUCCUAUAACCACCAAGCGGUCCAGUCAACCACAGGACCUGUGUUGGCCCUGUUGAUCGAUCAAACCGGUUCAAAGCUUACACGACAAUUGGCCUGAACCCCACAAUAGCAUUGAAGAAGCAGACCAAAUAGAGUGGCAUGUGGCUUGACUUAUUAGUUGUGGUCAGUGUUCUGAUUUUUUUCCAUGUCGGGCGUGUGAAAACACAAUCCCUCAUUGUGUCCAAUGCUAGAGCCAGCACGAAGCGCAAUGUCAAUGAAUUGAUGUCAUGUGUUCUUGGACUGGGGGUCACAUUUUUUGCUAUGGUGUUGCUUAUUGCUUGGUAUAGCUCUAUUGGCAUCCUGGCCAAGCUAAAUGCAUACCUAGUCAUGAUAAAUAUAGAUUUCCCUUAAAAAGGACUGAAUUUUUUGUCUGAAGAGUUUUUUAGUAGAGCUCAAAGCCUCAAACUAACGUAUCUUUCAAAGAGGAAGAGCUCAAGAGCCAUUGCAAAAAGUCGGUUAUGAAAAAUCUAUUGGGUGCACAAUCUGUAAUUCUGUACAUGUGUGUUCACAUAUACUAGUAUAAAAAAAUGAGGUUCUGUUAAAU
Cuscuta epithymum is the source of this 3823-nucleotide messenger RNA. The record is from the annotation of a GenBank genome assembly. NCBI's taxonomy places the organism in Eukaryota, Viridiplantae, Streptophyta, Magnoliopsida, Solanales, Convolvulaceae.